UUCGCUUCAUAGUUCGAAAAUGGCGUCGCCCUGUGUUGACCCAGUCGUGGACGAUAAUAUCAACGGGAAAGUCGAAAUAAUGGACGUAGAUGAAGAAGACAUGAAAAAGGCCGAUGAAUUGAAAGAAAAGGCAAAUGAAUAUUUCAAAGCCCAAGAUUAUCAACAAGCUGUCACAUUUUAUACUAAAGCCAUUCAGAUGAAUCCUAAUUUAGCGGUUUACUAUGGUAAUCGUAGCUUUGCCAAUCUCAAGAUAGAAUCUUUUGGGUAUGCUUUGGGAGAUGCAUCCAAAGCAUUGGAGUUAGAUAAAACAUAUAUUAAAUGUUUUGUAUUUAUGGAAACCAUGCCAUCGCUGUGUUCAGUAUGUAUGGACAACCAUGUCAUCACUCUGUUCAUGGUAUUCAGUAUUUAUAGACACCAUGCCAUCAAUGUGUUCAUGGUUUUCAGUAUUUAUGGACACCAUGCCAUCACUAUGUUCAUGGUAUCCAGUAUUUAUGGACACCAUGCCAUCACUAUGUUCAUGGUAUCCAGUAUUUAUGGACACCAUGCCAUCAUUGUAUUCAUGGUGUUCAGUAUUUAUGGACACCAUGCCAUCACUAUGUUCAUGGUAUCCAGUAUUUAUGGACACCAUGCCAUCACUAUGUUCAUGGUUUUCAGUAUUUAUGGACACCAUGCCAUCACUAUGUUCAUGGUAUCCAGUAUUUAUGGACACCAUGCCAUCAUUGUAUUCAUGGUGUUCAGUAUUUAUGGACACCAUGUCAUCGCUGUGUUCGUAGUGUUUAGUAUGCAUGAACACCAUGUCAUCGCUGUGUUCGUAGUGUUUAGUAUGCAUGAACACCAUGUCAUCACUGUGUUCAUGGUGUUCAGUAUUUAUGGACACCAUGUCAUCACUGUGUUCAUGGUGUUUAGUAUUUAUGGACAACAUGCCAUCGCUGUGUUCGUAGUGUUUAGUAUGUAUGGACACCAUGUCAUCACUGUGUUCAUGGUGUUCAGUAUUUAUGCACACUAUGCAAUCAAUGUGUUCAUGGUGCUCAGUAUUUAUGGACACCAUGCCAUCAAUGUGUUCAUGGUGCUCAGUAUUUAUGGACACCUUAUCAUCACUGUGUUCAUGGUAUCCAGUAUUUAUGGACACCAUGUCAUCACUGUAUUCAUGGUGUUCAGUAUUUAUGGACACCAUGUCAUCACUGUAUUCAUGGUGUUCAGUAUUUGUGGACACCAUGUCAUCACUGUAUUCAUGGUGUUCAGUAUUUGUGGACACCAUGCCAUCAAUGUGUUCAUGGUGUUCAGUAUUUAUAGACACCAUGUCGUCACUGUGUUCAUGGUGUUUAGUAUUUAUGGAUACCAUGCCAUCACUGUGUUCAUGGUAUCCAGUAUUUAUGGACACCAUGCCAUCAAUGUGUUCAUAGUGUUCAGUAUUUAUGGACACCAUGCCAUCAAUGUGUUCAUGGUGUUCAGUAUUUAUGGACAUGUCAUCACUGUAUUCAUGGUGUUCAGUAUUUAUGGACACCAUGCCAUCAAUGUGUUCAUGGUGUUCAGUAUUUAUGGACAUGUCAUCACUGUAUUCAUGGUGUUCAGUAUUUAUGGACACCAUGUCAUCACUGUGUUCAUGGUUAUUUAUGGACACCAUGCCAUCACUGUAUUCAUGGUGUUCAGUAUUUAUGGAAACCAUGCCAUCGCUGUGUUCAGUAUGUAUGGACACCAUGUCAUCACUCUGUUCAUGGUAUUCAGUAUUUAUGGACACCAUGUCAUCACUGUGUUCAUGGUAUCCAUUAUUUAUGGACACCAUGCCAUCACUGUGUUCAUGGUAUCCAGUAUUUAUGGACACCAUGCCAUCACUGUAUUCAUGGUGUUUAGUAUGUAUGGACACCAUGCCAUUACUGUGUCCAUGGUGUUCAGUAUUUAUGCACACCAUGCCAUCACUGUGUCCAUGGUGUUCAGUAUUUAUGCACACCAUGCCAUCACUGUGUUCAUGGUGUUUAGUAUUUAUGGAAACCAUGUCAUCAAUGUGUUCAUGGUGUUUAGUAUUUAUGGACACCAUGUCAUCACUGUGUUCAUGGUGUUUAGUAUUUAUGGAUACCAUGCCAUCACUGUAUUCAUAGUGUUCAGUAUUUGUGGACACCAUGCCAUCAAUGUGUUCAUGGUGUUCAGUAUUUAUAGACACCAUGCCAUCACUGUGUUCAUGGUGUUUAGUAUUUAUGGAUACCAUGCCAUCACUGUGUUCAUGGUAUCCAGUAUUUAUGGACACUAUGCCAUCAAUGUGUUCAUGGUGUUUAUAUUUAUGGACACUAUGCCAUCAAUGUGUUCAUGGUGUUUAGUAUGUAUGGACACCAUGUCAUCACUGUUCAUGGUGUUUUGUAUUUAUGGAAACCAUGCCAUCGCUGUGUUCAGUAUUUAUAGACACCAUGCCAUCACUGUAUUCAUGGUAUCCAGUAUUUAUGGACACCAUGCCAUCACUGUAUUCAUGGUGUUCAGUAUUUAUGGACACCAUGCCAUCAAUGUGUUCAUGGUGUUCAGUAUUUAUGGACACCAUGCCAUCAAUGUGUUCAUGGUGUUCAGUAUUUAUGGACACCAUGUCAUCACUGUGUUCAUGGUGUUUAGUAUUUAUGGACACCAUGUCAUCACUGUGUUCAUGGUGUUUAGUCUUUAUGGACACCAUGUCAUCACUGUGUUCAUGGUGUUUAGUCUUUAUGGACACCAUGUCAUCACUGUGUUCAUGGUGUUUAGUCUUUAUGGACACAAUGUCAUCACUGUGUUCAUGGUGUUUAGUAUUUAUGGACACCAUGUCAUCACUGUGUUCAUGGUAUCCAGUAUUUAUGGACACCAUGUCAUCACUGUGUUCAUGGUGUUUAGUCUUUAUGGACACCAUGUCAUCACUGUGUUCAUGGUGUUUAGUCUUUAUGGACACCAUGUCAUCACUGUGUUCAUGGUGUUUAGUCUUUAUGGACACAAUGUCAUCACUGUGUUCAUGGUGUUCAGUAUUUAUGGACACCAUGUCAUCACUGUGUUCAUGGUGUUCAGUAUUUAUGGACACCAUGCGAUCAAUGUGUUCAUUGUUUUCAGUAUUUAUGGAAACCAUGCGAUCAAUGUGUUCAUUGUUUUCAGUAUUUAUGGAAACCAUGCCAUCGCUGUGUUCAGUAUUUAUGGACACCAUGUCAUCACUCUGUUCAUGGUGUUCAGUAUUUAUGGACACCAUGUCAUCAAUGUGUUCUUAGUAUUCAGUAUUUAUAGACACCAUGCCAUCAUAGUGUUCAUAGUAUCCAGUAUUUAUGGACAUCAUGCCAUCACUGUAUUCAUGGUGUUCAGUAUUUAUGGACACCAUGCCAUCACUGUGUUUAUAGUGUUCAGUAUUUAUGGACACCAUGUCAUCACUGUGUUCAUGGUGUUCAGUAUUUAUGGACAUCAUGCCAUCACUGUAUUCAUGGUGUUUAGUAUUUAUGGACACCAUGUCAUCACUGUGUUCAUGGUGUUUAGUAUUUAUGGAUACCAUGCCAUCACUGUGUUCAUGGUAUCCAGUAUUUAUGGACACCAUGCCAUCAAUGUGUUCAUGGUGUUCAGUAUUUAUGGACAACAUGCCAUCAAUGUGUUCAUGGUGUUCAGUAUUUAUGGACAACAUGCCAUCAAUGUGUUCAUGGUGUUCAGUAUUUAUGGACAACAUGCCAUCAAUGUGUUCAUGGUGUUCAGUAUUUAUGGACACCAUGUCAUGACUGUGUUCAUGGUGUUCAGUAUUUAUGGACACCAUGUCAUCACUGUGUUCAAUGUGUUCAGUAUUUAUAAACACCAUGCCAUCAAUGUGUUCAUGGUGUUCAGUAUUUAUGAAUACCACGUCAUUGCUGUGUUUAUGGUGCUCAGUAUUUAUGGACAUGUCAUCACUCUGUUAAUGGUGUUUAGUAUUUAUGGACACCUGCCAUCAAUGUGUUCAUGGUGUUCAGUAUUUAUGGGUACCAUGCCAUCGCUGUGUUCAUGGUGUUUAGUAUGUAUGGACACCAUGUCAUCACUCCGUUUAUGUUCAGUAUUUAUGGCCAUCACUGUGUUCAUGGUGUUCAGUAUUUAUGGAUACCAUGCCAUCACUGUGUUCAUGGUGUUCAGUAUGUAUGGACACCAUGUCAUCACUCCGUUUAUGUUGUUCAGUAUUUAUGGACACCAUGCCAUCACUGUGAUGAAAGCGAGGCCCAAUGAUAAAGAUGCCAAAGCUAAAUACACAGAAUGUAGCAAGAUUGUUAAAAGACGAGCAUUUGAAAAAGCAAUAUCAAUGGACGAUGUCCAGAAAUCAGUGAUAGACACACUAGAUGUUGAAAAUAUGAUUGUAGAAAAUGAUUAUAAUGGACCUAAGAUUGAAAAUGGUGUUGUCACGCUUGAGUUUAUGAAGGAAUUGAUGAUCACUUUUAAAAAACAAAAGAAAUUACAUCGAAAAUAUGCAUACUCAAUUUUAGUGCAGAUUAAAAAAUUGUUUGUAGAAGCUCCAUCGUUAACUGAUAUCACGGUACCAAAGGAUGGCAAAUUUACAAUAUGUGGUGAUAUACAUGGUCAAUAUUAUGAUCUUCUUAAUAUAUUUGAACUUAAUGGUCUACCAUCUUUGGACAAUCCUUAUUUAUUCAACGGUGACUUUGUGGACAGGGGCUCUUUUUCAGUAGAAUGUAUACUUACAUUGUUUGGAUUUAAACUUCUAUAUCCAGAGCACUUUCACAUGUCCAGAGGAAAUCAUGAGAGUGAGACAAUGAAUCAAAUGUACGGUUUCUUUGGUGAAGUUAAAGCAAAAUAUACAUCCCAGAUGGCAGAUCUUUUUACAGAAGUUUAUAACUGGUUACCUUUAGCACACUGUAUCAAUAAUAGGAUACUGAUAAUGCAUGGUGGUCUGUUUAGCCGCGAUGAUGUCACAUUGGAUGAUAUAAGAAAAAUAGAAAGGAAUAGACAACCACCAGAAUCAGGAAUUAUGUGCGAGCUUCUGUGGUCAGACCCACAACCUCAGUGGGGUAGAGCACCAAGUAAAAGAGGUGUGGGUGUCAUGUUUGGUCCCGAUGUCACAAAGAAAUUUUUAGAUCUUAACAAUUUAAACUACAUAGUUCGCAGCCAUGAAGUGAAAUCAGACGGCUAUGAACUGGCACAUGAUGGCAAAUGUAUAACAGUCUUUUCAGCACCUAAUUACUGUGACCAGAUGGGGAACAAAGGUGCGUUUAUCACUAUGACAUCAGAUUUAAAACCCAAAUUUACAACAUAUGAUGCUGUGCCUCAUCCAAAUGUUAGACCAAUGGCAUAUGCAAGCUCAUUAUUUGGUUUUAUGUAAGCUUUCAGUAGAUUUGACUGAAACAAGCUUCUCCAUGGUUGGAAGACAUACUACUUCAUUAGCUCAAGAGAUGUACGAUUUUUUUUAAACUCAAAAUGCUGCAACAACUACGUAAUUUGGUCCCCUUCUUCAAAAUAAUUGUUUCAGUAUGCCUGUUCAAAAACAGGGACUUGUAGUUUCACAUGUGUGUCUGUCCAUCCACCUGUAUCUCUGACAUGCCUUGUACUGAUCACAUUCAAAUUUCACAUACAUCAACACCAUUCUGGAACAGAUUUAAUUCGGACAUAUUGAUGCAUUUAUUUCAAGUUUCUACUAAAAUAAAAAUUUCACCAUUUUUUUUAGCUCUG
Molecule: messenger RNA, 5625 nt
Organism: Saccoglossus kowalevskii
Lineage: Eukaryota; Metazoa; Hemichordata; Enteropneusta; Harrimaniidae
Source: RefSeq, a predicted model, not a curated record